Colletotrichum godetiae is the source of this 1766-nucleotide messenger RNA. RefSeq lists its product as uncharacterized. The record is from RefSeq and is a predicted model, not a curated record. The annotation marks the transcript as partial. The transcript has a single exon. NCBI's taxonomy places the organism in Eukaryota, Fungi, Ascomycota, Sordariomycetes, Glomerellales, Glomerellaceae.
GGCAGAAAAAUUACCACAAUUGUAAGUGACAAGACAUGUGAAGGGCUUUUCCGCGUCCUCCACCACCUUUAACUAAGCCGCUAACGACAAUCGCCACUAUAGGUCAUUCUCGCUGUACUGGUUCUCCUCAUCUUUAUCGCCUUUGUCGUCUUUUCCUUGCGCGCAUCUCGUCGCUCUACCCGCGGCAACAGCAACAAACCUCGCAGUGGCGGCGGCGGCGGUUUUUUCAAGUCAAUAUUGAAAACCGGUGGCAGAAACAGAUACCGCCAAGCUCAGGAUGAAGACUCCACCUCGACGGAGCGAUUGACUGAUCGCCGUCGCUCCCGCCCAACGUCUGUGGCAUUCGAUGCCUCGGCUGAUCAGUCGCAGGCUGACGCCCGCUCCCCCAACAGCGCUGUCAACCGCAAUACCUCGAUCCGCUCGAUUAUGACGCUCCCUGCUUACCGACCUGAUCCGAACGAAACUGAGCAAGUCCUGGGUCGUGAAGGCGAACGCGGUGGUGUCGAUGUUGUUAUCGAAUAUCCCACGGAAGAAACAGAGGAGGAUCUACGUGAUCAGGAGAUGGAGGCCCUUUACCAGAUCCGCCUGGCCCGCCGUCAGGAGCUUGCCGAGCGAGAGGAGCGGAGAGUGGAGCGCCGGGAAGCCCGGGAACGUGGUGACUUCGUAGCUCUGGACAACAUCCGGUCCAGAGCUCGGGCUGCCAGCAAUAACAGCGUUGUCGCUGUCCUCCGCGAAGAACAUGAUCGCCUGAAGAAUGAACGUCAGAGAGCUGUUUCCAGUGUCUCCUAUGCCGACCUCGGUGUUGCUCGUCAUGACGGCACACGACUUCGCGCCAACAGCAACGAAAGCGAGAGGAUGGGACUGCUGUCGGAUUCCGCCAGUAUUGCCGCCACCUCAAUUCGAUCCGGGGCCGAAUCAGCUAUGAAUCACAGGAGAGGAAGCUCCGUAAUGAGCAUCGAAAGUGAUCUUCCUUCGCCAGGAUUUACUUCAAGAUCGCGGGCGAAUUCGAGACCAGACACACCCCGCCUAGAUACCCGGGCAGGGUCCAGUCCGGAUGUCGAAGCUGACGUUGGAGACGCUGGCAUGCCCAUCUACUCUCCACCUGGAUACGACGAAGUCUCGCUUGAUGACGAGCGAUCCAGGAGUAACACUCCCCAACCUGGCACCGAGCCCCCGCCGACGUACCCCGGCCCUGCCCAGCAACGGACAGAAAGCAUUGCCUCAAGCAUGGCCGAUAUGGCAGCGGAUGCGCAGACUGCGAACGGCUCUGCAGACUCACGCCGCAGCUCAAGAGUACCACGACUACCUAGCUUACGAUUGCAGCAAGUGCCGCAAAUCGUGAUAGAACCCUCCAGCGCCAGACCUCACGAUGAUAGGUGACGGCCUGGGCUGGGAUCGCGCGAACCAUAUUCAAUCUCAUGAUUACGGCUGGAAGUAAUGAGCCUGUUGCAAACGAAUGAACGCCUGGAGGCUAUUUUGUUAGUAUAUACGAAGUCUUGAAGGGCAAAAACACAUACAUGUUGGAUGGGGCACUUGCCCUCCCGAGGCAAGAUGCUGAAUCUCGUUUGUAUAAUAGUCUUCCGGCACACCGGAUAUCGGCGUUUGGCGAAUCUCGUUCCAGAUUGAACGAGUACGAAGGAUACCACAGCGAGUUAGAGAAGUUGCUGUGCCAUGUACAGCUGGAGCCUACGCGCUCAGCGUAGCAAUGGCUUAUCAUUUUUCCGUCCACAAGAGAACACACAACCUUGACUGAUGAUCUUGCGGUG